Messenger RNA from Saccharomycodes ludwigii, 726 nucleotides. RefSeq names its product DNA replication protein PSF1 (gene PSF1). Gene Ontology annotation, cellular component: GINS complex. The transcript has a single exon. Bases 1 to 726 code for a protein of 241 amino acids. The record is from RefSeq and is a predicted model, not a curated record. Gene Ontology annotation, biological process: DNA strand elongation involved in mitotic DNA replication; DNA replication. NCBI's taxonomy places the organism in Eukaryota, Fungi, Ascomycota, Saccharomycetes, Saccharomycodales, Saccharomycodaceae.
AUGUAUGGUGAUUUAUCAAAUAAGUUGAUUUUAGAGGCGAAAAGAGCAAAACAAUUAAGAGAAACUUCAACUUCUUUAGCUUCACAAUUAACACCAUAUCAAGAAACUUUUGUACGGAAUAUUUUAAAAGAAGUGGAACAAUUAAAGCAAAAUGCCAUUUUUUUACAUGAAGAAAUAGUCAAUGAAACUGAUCCAAUGCAAUUAAAGAUGAAGAAAUGCCAAUAUUAUGUUAAUUUUUUUGCCAUGGAACGAAACAAAAGAUGUUUAUUGGCAUAUCACAAAGAUAGAAGUGAUACUAUGGACAGUUUGUGUUGGGACCAACAAAAUCUAAUUCUAAAUGGAGGCAAUGGAAAUAAAGGAAAUAAACAUGAUGCUACCACUUUAGAUAACAAUAAUAAUAAUGAUAAUAAUGAUAAUGAUAACAACAGUAAUAAUAUUGAUAAUGAAACAUUUGAUAUAAAUAAUUUAAGUCAUGAAGAGCAAGUGUACAUUAGAGAAUAUUCGAAACUAAUAACAUCUCUGAAUGGGGAUGAGUUUGCUGAUAUUGAUUUAAACGGAAGUUUGGUCCCCCCAAGUGAAGUUUUUAUUGAUGUUCGAGUUUUAAAAGACGCUGGUGAAAUUCAAACCGAAUAUGGAGUUUUCAACUUGAUUAAGGACUCCCAAUUUUUUGUUAGGCAAAGUGAUGUAGAGAGAUUAAUACAACAGGGUUAUUUGAAGAAAAUAUAA